AAAACGCAUCAUACAAUGAAUUUUUAUUAAAUAAAUUCACGCUACAUCUGCUACAGUUUGAGAGGCAUAGUAAAAAAGUUCGUUUUAGGAAAAUGCGAAAACAAAGUGGAACACCCGCCUUUGAAAAAUCCUGGAACCGGCACUGGAGUGACAUGGUAUUACUUUGUAAAUCUAUGAUCGGGGAGGAAGCAAGGAAACAUCUUUGAUAUUAUGUCCAGUUUUUUUAAGGAGGAGGAGGGGGGCAGAGCGCAAUUUAUUUCAUUUGCAAGAGAGGGUAGUAAUUAACUUUUUUUUUUGACUUUUUGGCUCUUUACAACAUGCCCUCCUGAUAAAUAUUUCGCAGUCCCUCGAUUUCUCGGUUUUCCAGGUUAUAGACGUUAACACACUGUACACACUGUAUAUGCUUCGAUUGAGCGAAAAAGCUUUUAUGCACAGAGUAUUAAAGAUAACUUUCAAGAAAAACUAAAAGAUAUUAAUUUUGUUUUGUUAAGCGGGUUACUUAUAAUUGUAAUCAUUUCCUAGAGAAUGACUACGAUAUAAUCACAGUGACAAAGGAGCAACUUUUUGAAUGCCACAAAUAACCAUCAAAUCAAUUGCAAAGACUGAUCCUUAUAAGAAGAUUUUCAUUCCCUUCGAUUAUUACAAAAUGAUUUCAUGAAUAUACCGAGUUGAAAGAAGUCAAAACCCUUUUGAAAACAAUAGAAAAUGGGUGUGCUUGGUCUGGUUUUUAACCUAUAUUUAUGGUUUGAGGCACAAGUAAAAACCGUUUUGAUGGUCUAUUAAACCAUGGUACUACUUAUAUUCCAAUCCUCUUUUCUUUUCCAGAGAGCUUUCCUAAAGGCUUCAGAGGAUGGCUGCAAGUAUACCAUCAUCAUCAUCCUCAUCAUCAUCAUCAUCGUCCACUGUAGUAAAGAACAAGACCAAUUACACUAGACUGUGCAGACUUAUAGUGGACAUUGGAUCAAGAGUGUUGAGAGGAGUCCUUGAUGCCCAACUUYCCCCACCUGCUGAUCUGCAAAGGCACCUCAACUCACCUGGUAUACACAGUAUACUGAAAACAUUAAGAAGUAAAAGAGUUCUGAAUACACAACAAUGGGACAAGCUGUACCCACCAACACCAGGAGUGCCAUCGUCGACGACCUUCGAUAUAACACUGCUCUUCCUUCUCCUAAGGAACACCUGUGGUCUGACUCCACCUACGACAGGAUGGAAUGCUGUCCCUCUACCAGCAGAUAUAAGUAAAGAGGCAGACCUGAUUCGAGUAAAACAAUGUCGAAAUGAGAUCACUGGUCACAGCGCUGUGAUGGAACUUUCAGAUGUUGAUUUUGGAAACCACUGGGCUGAAAUUGAGGCAACCUUGAUAAGACUUGGAGGAUUGCAGUAUGAACCAGAAAUCCAGCGUCUGAAAAUCGAGUCCAUUGACYCAGAAAAUGAAGCCUAUUUGAACGUCCUUAUUCAGUCUUGGGAAGAAGGCGAGGAUAAGAAAUUGGAUGUCAUUAGAGAAGAAAUCAAUCAACUAAAAAUACAACAGUCUACAAUAUUCCAAGAAUUCAAAGAAGAAAUAAAGGCUGAA
Exaiptasia diaphana is the source of this 1573-nucleotide messenger RNA. Its product is annotated as E3 ubiquitin-protein ligase DZIP3. The record is from RefSeq and is a predicted model, not a curated record. Lineage: Eukaryota; Metazoa; Cnidaria; Anthozoa; Actiniaria; Aiptasiidae. The annotation marks the transcript as partial. The transcript has 2 exons.